This is a messenger RNA of Nothobranchius furzeri (turquoise killifish), 4590 nucleotides long. It is a transcript of the gene trpv1, whose product is annotated as transient receptor potential cation channel, subfamily V, member 1. Gene Ontology annotation, biological process: calcium ion import across plasma membrane. Gene Ontology annotation, cellular component: plasma membrane. Gene Ontology annotation, molecular function: protein binding; calcium channel activity. The record is from RefSeq and is a predicted model, not a curated record. Lineage: Eukaryota; Metazoa; Chordata; Actinopteri; Cyprinodontiformes; Nothobranchiidae.
UCUUGUAAUUCCUUUCAUGUUUAAUGUUUUAUUUCUUUCAGCUCUUAGACAAAAGGAAAUUUGAUUAACAGUAAUCUCUUUUUGCUGAAGUCGUCAUAAAACACAUUCAUGUUCAUGUCAGACGAUCUGCCUUCCCUCAGCUCGGCUCGCACAUCUGGACUCCAUGUUUGUUGUGUUGUGAGUAGAGAUGGUCAAUACGGUUCCCUCUCGAGCACUCAGGGUCUCAGUAAUGCACUUCUGUGUUGGAUGUUGUUGGGGCGGAGGGCACUUCGGAUUUCUUCCGACCACUCUGACGUUAUCUUAAGUGAGCAUCUGCAGAUGCAGAGCAGCAGGAUUGUCAAAUACGCCCAGAUCCCUGCAGGACGUCACUUGGUUCUUGAUUUUAGCUUCUGGAAAUCUGCUUUUUUUUAAAGAAGGAAGAGGGGAAAUCUCCCUGGUGAGUUAAAUGACUUAUUUCUUUACUAUUUUAAGUUGAUAAAAUAAUGAAGGUCAUAGCAGAGAUCUAAACUAUUAAGAUCUGGAGAAUUUACAUCUUGUUUCAGUUUACAUCACGCGUGACACACAUCUUCUCUUUUAUUCUUAUUAUUUAGGUUUGCAUCGUUGUGCAGCAUUUCCUGUGCUUUGACACAGAGAACAUAAUCUUUACCGACUGUGGUUGGUGGAGUUUCACAUUACUGCACUGCAGGAAUCAAUAAACACAGCAACACAACAGGAAGUACAUAAAUAUGAUGUGGAGCACGCUUCUGCACACAGACGAACCAGAGAAAGCUUCACACAAACCCAGUAAACAAUUCCUCUCUGGGAUUAUUAACAUGUUUUUGAAUUGAAAAUGUUUUCAAAAUCAGGUGCAACUGAAUCAUUCACAAAGUUAAAAUAAGACAGCUUACUUCUGUUUUCCCUCGUUUUUUCUGAUUUAUGGAAAUUUUAAGACAGUCUUAGUCACUUAUUUCCCAUUUUUUCUUAGUAAAAAGAGAAGAAGAAACCACCAAAGUGGUUCCAUUCUUACGUGUCACUCCACUGGUGAAUUGCUGCUGAUGUCUGGAUGGAUAUUUUAGAUUUUGUCACAUGGAUUAAUGUCUCAACAGCUCUCUGUGAAGGGUUUGAUUUGUGUGUGUGUGUGUGUGUGUGUGUGUGUGUGUGUGUGAGUGUGUUUAUGCACUGCCACCAUGGAAAUCUCCUCCUAAAUAAGCUGCUUUGUUAGUGAUCAGGAGAAGAACACAUCACAUGUCGGCCUUUAGAGCGCAGAGACGUGAUGCUCUGUGGUGAACUUGUUUCAGACAUUGCAUCUCAACUCUAAAACCGUCUCCUUUGUUGUUUACAGAAGCCUCUUCUGGUUGGUUAUCCUUAUUAUUGAUAUUAUUAAAGACGGAUACAGCUGUAGAGUUUUCAACAAUAAUGUGAUCAGAUCUUCUCCUGACCACCUUAAAAAUUCCAGUCUGUUGUAUGAAUAAUUUAUUAAGGAUUAAUUUAUUUGCUCCCUAGAGCAUUUUUGAUUCGGUCCGUCUUCAUUUAGCUCCAUUGUUUUUCACAUCAGGACAUGAUCAAACCAACCAGUCCUUCAACCAACCAGCUUAAUCUUACCUCAAAGGUGAAAAUAAAACACAACAGAUUCCAGCACAUCUAAAAGGAAGUCUUUUCCAUGAUGCAGCAGGUUUUAUAUCAGAGUCUCACCUGGAUGAAUUCUGCCAUCUUUGAUCUGAACUGCUACAGGAUCUCUGAACGCUGCUUAAUCUGACCUCUGAGUAAAUUUUCCUCAGCAUCCCACUUAAAUUCGGCAGAAGCUGUUUUUUAAUUUUGGUUUUGCUUAAGAAAAAAUGACCUGAUUGAAUCUGAUUUGAAUCAUGUUAGAACCAUUAUUAUGUUACUGUAAUUACGUCCAUGCACGAUGAACUCUUGCUUUAGUCUAGAUCACCGGCGGUAAAGAUGAAGAAGUCGGAGAUGUUCGGCUUCACCCUGGAGACGGACGACAGGACAGAGGAGGAGAAAGCGAGGCAAAGGGGUGCAAAGAAGGAUGGUUUGGCUGCAGACGCCCCCAAAGCCCCCAUGGACACGGAUUUCCAGGAGGAAAUGGAAAAGCACAAACCUCAGAUCAGAUUCAAUCUUAACUUUAGCAGGCAGAUUCGAGGUGAAACACCACAAAAACAAAGGGACAGCUCCAUUUACACCAUCGAGAGGCUGUUUGAAGCAGUGGCCAGUAGAGACGUCAGACAGCUGGACGGCCUGUACCAGUACUUACACCAGAACAUGAAGAGGCUCUCCGACUCUUUGUACCAGUCCCACGGUAAAACAGCCCUGAUGAAAGCACUGCUGCACCUCAAAGACGGCAAAAACGAGACCAUAGACGAGCUAAUCGACAUCUCAGAGAGGCUAGGUGACAUUAAGGAGUUUGUGAAUGCAGCCUUCACCAACAGCUACUAUAAAGGACAGACAGCUUUGCACAUAGCCAUCGAGAGGAGGAGUAUCUUCUACGUGAAGCUUCUGGUCAGUAAAGGAGCAGAUGUCCACGUGAAAGCCUCUGGAAAGUUUUUUCAGUCACAUGAUGGGCCAUACUUCUACUUUGGUGAGCUGCCCCUGUCUCUGGCAGCCUGCACCAACCAGCCGGACAUGGUGGACUACCUGAUGAACAACAAGUAUCAGCAAGCGGACGCCAAGCUGACGGACUCUCAGGGCAACACGGUGCUGCACACGCUGGUGGUGGUGGCAGACAACUCCAAGGAGAACACGGAGUUCAUAACGGACAUUUACGACCUCAUCCUGAAGAACAACGCCCAGCUCCAUCCCAAAGUGAAACUGGAGGACAUCGAGAACAACAAGGGUCUCACGCCUCUAAAACUGGCUGCAAAAACGGGCAAGCUUGGGCUUUUCUCACACAUCCUGAAAAGGGAAUUCCAGGAGCAUCACACCAAACACCUGUCCCGUAAAUUCACAGAGUGGGUGUAUGGACCCGUCCACUCCUCCCUGUAUGACCUGGCUUCAAUCGACUCGUUUGAGAAAAACUCAGUUUUGGAGAUUCUGACCUAUGGCACAGACAUUCCUAACCGUCAUGAGAUGCUGGAGACGGAGCCGCUGAGCAGACUUCUGGAUGAGAAGUGGAAAAGGUUUGGAAGUAAAAUGUUUCUGUUUAACUUCCUGGGCUACGUCGUGUACCUGGUCGUCUUCACUGCUGUAGCCUACAAUAAGAAGAACGGAGCGCCUCCAUUUCCCAUAGAGGAUGAUUGGAUGGAUUACCUGUAUGUCUCAGGCCAGGGGCUGAUUACACUAGCAAACAUCUAUUUCUUUUUCAUUGCUAUUGUGGAGAUGAAGAGAAAACGGCCGAAGAUGGAAACUCUGCUGGUUGAUGGAUAUUAUGAAAUCCUCUUUUUUUCUCAGGGCCUCAUGUUCAUGGUCUCUGCUGGGCUGUAUCUCUGGGGACAACCAGCGUACCUCGGCUUCCUGGUGCUGGUUCUCGCUCUCAGCUGGGUGAACGUGCUCUACUACUCCAGGGGUUAUAAAAACAUGGGCAUCUACAGUGUUAUGAUUCAGAAGAUGAUUCUCAGCGACAUCCUACGCUUUCUUUUUGUCUAUGUCGUCUUCCUCUUCGGAUUCUCUGCAGCUGUGGUCUCACUGCUCAUAGAGCCUCCUGCAAAAAACAAAACCAUCACAAAGGGGCGUCUUUAUGCAGUCCUUUCAGCCGAUGAGGAGUGUGUCAAACCCUCCUUCAGAAGCAUCGACUACACCAUCCUUCAGCUCUUCAAAUUCACCAUAGGGAUGGGCGAUAUGGAGUUCACCCAGGAAUACCAGUAUGGGGCUGUCUUCUACCUGCUGCUCAUCUUCUACAUCAUCCUCACCUACAUUCUUUUGCUCAACAUGCUCAUUGCCUUAAUGAACCGCACCGUGGAAAAGCUCACCAUGGAGACCACCAGCAUCUGGAAGCUGCAGAGGGCUGGCACCAUCCUGGACAUGGAGAAACGACUGCCCUGCUGUCUGAAGAUGAGGCUCCGCAGUGGGGUGGAGAUAAAUCUCGGCACUGCUCUUGGAGAUGACCGCCGCCGCUGUUUCAGAGUCGAGGAAGUCAACUGGAACAAAUGGAACACCAACUUGACCAAAAUCAAUGAGGAUCCAGGUUGUUGUUAUGGGAUGCAGCAGCCUGAUUCGGGCAGUCCCUCCAACAGACCCAGCAGAGGUCUGGACAUGCAUUUGUGUUUAGACAGGAAUAGAGGGGCUUGUUUUGUAACGUUUCUUGUUUCAUCCACAGGGAGGAGCUGGAGAGUCUUUAUCAGAGACCACAGUAGGAGGGAGGCCCCUGAGUCCACAGAGAUGAGUCCUCUGCACCUCUAAAGAGGAUCACUGACUACUCAGCUAGGACCGCACCAACAAGGAGACAAUCAGACCUCACACAGACAAACGGGUCCACCGUUUUCCUGCCUAAACUCUUGUGUCUGCUGCGUUAUGCAUUUCCUCUAAAGGGAAUAUAUCAGUGCUAUGAGCACUGAUGAGAAAUGUUAAUAUGGUCUCUGUGUUUGAUUUAUGCAGUGGUGUUAAAAACACUUCAUGAUUUCCAGUGAAUGCAUUUUAAAUGACACUGGUUAUUAAAACACUUUGUUUUCUGCA